UGCCAUUAAAAGCGUUUGACCAACGUCACUUCCUGUCCUGCGCAGAAGGGACGCGAGCCAAACAUGGCGACGGUGUUAGAGAAAUCAACGAAAGAACGGCUGCUGUCUGUCGUGGAUGAUUUGGAGGUUUUAUCCCGGGAGUUGAUAGAGAUGUUGGCUCUGUCCAGGAGCCAGAAGCUGCCCCAGCCAGGAGAGGACACCCAGGUACCACGCUGCGCAGUCAUCCUGGAGCUGCUAGUGCAGCGGGACCGGGAGUUUCUGCAGCUGAUGGAGGUCGCGCAGCAGCAGGGGAAAGUUCACCAGGAGAUGCAGCUGCUGGAGAAGGAGGUGGAGAAGAGAGACAGCGACAUCCAGCAGCUCCAGAAGCAGCUGAAGGAGGCGGAACACAUCUUGGCCACGGCUGUUUACCAGGCAAAAGAGAAACUCAAAUCCAUUGACAAAGCCAGGAAAGGAAGCAUCUCAUCAGAGGAAAUCAUCAAGUACGCUCACAGGAUCAGUGCCAGUAACGCUGUGUGCGCGCCACUCAACUGGGUUCCAGGGGAUCCACGCAGACCCUAUCCCACAGACCUGGAGAUGCGUAGUGGAAUGCUUGGUCACAUGGCCAACCUGCCGACCAAUGGCGUGAAUGGUCAUCUGCCAGGUGACGCUCUGGCUGCUGGGAGGUUGCCAGACGUCUUGACGCCUCACUACCCCUGGCAGUCCUCCGACGUCUCAGUGGGGAUGCUGCCUCCUCACCACGGCAACGACUUUGGCCUGGAGCCCCCGGGUCACAACAAGGAGAACGAGGACGACGUGGAGGCCAUGUCGACCGAUUCCUCCAGCAGCAGCAGCGAUUCCGACUGAAAGUUGUGCGUGUGUGUGUGUGUGUGAAAGAGGGGUCACGACUGAGCAACACCUCAUCAAAUAUCUUUGGUUUAAAUCAUAGUCUACAUGAGGUAAUUGUAAAAGCUUGCAUGUAGCAAAUGUCCAGAGUAGGAGCUAAUUCCUUACAUGGAAAGAGAUAAAACGCUGUAUGUAGAGGCUUCACUCUCUUUGGACUAUUCACUAUCAUUAUUCUCAGCUGACGUUUUCUCCUAAAUUUCCCUGCUAGUUUUUACUAAAUAAUCUCUUAUGCACAUUUUGUAGAAUGAGCCAGUUUAUAAGGGUAGCAUUUAAUUCUUUUUUUUAAUUAUUUGUGUUUUAACUCCUGCACUUCUCAUAACUGGUACAUUGUGGCAAAGCAGUUGACGGUUUCAAGAAAUCAUGUAAUUCUAAUAUCCCCACAUACAUAUUGCAGCUGAGAGAGAAACCAAAAUUAUUUUGACCUCUUUGGUGACCGGUUGUGUGUUUUUAAGUGCACAACUCAUUUUUGUCAGUUUUCCCAUGAAUGUUCCUCGUGAAGCUUUGUUUGUUGAACAACAAUAUGGAUUAUUGCUGUUGGUUUACCUCUGUGUAAAUAAGAUUGUACAUACUGAGCCUUGUAAAUAAAUACUUUUUGAAUAGAAUGUG
This is a messenger RNA of Gasterosteus aculeatus aculeatus (three-spined stickleback), 1488 nucleotides long. RefSeq names its product mediator complex subunit 4 (gene med4). Gene Ontology annotation, cellular component: core mediator complex; mediator complex. Gene Ontology annotation, molecular function: transcription coregulator activity. The record is from RefSeq and is a predicted model, not a curated record. Gene Ontology annotation, biological process: regulation of transcription by RNA polymerase II. Lineage: Eukaryota; Metazoa; Chordata; Actinopteri; Perciformes; Gasterosteidae.